Messenger RNA from Blastomyces dermatitidis ER-3, 2002 nucleotides. RefSeq lists its product as uncharacterized. NCBI's taxonomy places the organism in Eukaryota, Fungi, Ascomycota, Eurotiomycetes, Onygenales, Ajellomycetaceae. The record is from RefSeq and is a predicted model, not a curated record. Gene Ontology annotation, biological process: conjugation with cellular fusion. Gene Ontology annotation, cellular component: membrane; mating projection tip. Bases 820 to 1662 code for a protein of 280 amino acids. The transcript is spliced from 6 exons.
CAAUCAUCUUCAAAAACAUUCCCGCAUACGCGUAUAGGUUAUUGACAGCUCCGAUACCCUUGGAACGAACAGGCUAAAGGAAGGGAGGUGGAUUGAUAUUGUUGGAGAGCCAGAAUUACGCCUUGACCAAGCGCGUGAGGAAUUGGAAAGAGAGCGUCCGGAACCAAAUUUAGUUUCACGAUGUGUCAGAGUGCUCAUUGACUAGUUAUAGAUCCCAAGAGCAUGAUAUCCUAGGGAUAGGCAGGCAUCCUAGGUUGACUGGAUUUGUGGUUUUCAGUCUGGCUUGAGUGAGCAUAGGCACUCUCGACUCGCAUGUUAAGAAAUGCUGAAUGCGUAGUAAUAUCCGUCGCGUAUUGGAGCGUCAAAUUGUUCGUCAAUCACACGCUUAAAAUUUACUAAAGAAUGCCUAAAGAUGAAGGGUUGAGAGAAAAACCUCUACAAUAGCUUCCGCAACCGGCAGUCACUUAUGGUUAAAGCUUUUAGCUAAGAACUUGGGACCACCGCAUACAACCUGAAAUUCAAUGAUCUGCUAAAUUUUUCGCGCCGGACCCCCCCUCGCUAGCUGCAUCCGAGUCGAGUUCGAAUACCAAUCUGUCAGUUCCUGAUUGGCCAAUUGUCAGAAUCUGUAACGGCGCAGGGGUGGGAAAUGCGUUGUCCAGUCAAGUCAGGCAGCCAAAUGAGGAAAAGAAAUAUAGGACAAAAUUUCUCACCUCGUGCUGGCAGCGGGUGAGGCUGUCAGUUCGUCCUCUGUGGAAGCCCUCUCCUUCCUCAUACUCACGAUACCAGCGUUCUCAUUGUAUUUUCGUGAUCUAGGUCAAAAUGUCGAGUCUGAAAUUUGCAAGGGGAUUGAUGCGAUUUCUCCCUCUCAUUGGGUAUCACCAUGUUUUGAUGUUUCUUUUACUUAUUCCUAUUCUAUUUCUAUCGGUUCUCGUUGCCGGCUGCUCGAACUCUACUCUCGCAAACGUUUAUUUGAUAUCGCUAUCAUACGCGGCGAAUAUCACCUCUUCGCCUCUACAAAAUGACCAUCCAAUGAAGCUUAAUCCAGAUAUGCCAGGGGUAUUCGCAAAUUUGACCACUGGAGUGCGAAACAAUGCAACUUCUUUUGAAAUAAGGACAGGAUAUCUAGGCCAUUGCAUGAAACAAAACUCAGGCCUCUGGAUCUGUGCUCGAGACAUAGAACCUCUUGCAAAUGUCAUCAGGGACCAAAAAGCAUCGAACAUUGACCCGUUGAAUCUGGUUUACAUGUCCAAGACGUUCAAAGAUCAGGUGAUAUUCAGUGGAUUAAUCUUUGCAUCCAUUCCAUGUCUAUUCAUCUGUUUUCUGCUUCUCUCCAGUUUCCCAAACUGGCACGCGGAUGUCAAUUCAGAGGAGAGCGAUGUUGAGAUUAAGCCAUUUCCCUCAAGGGUGGUGUCUCGUGUUGCGACUGGAUUUGUGGCACUCGCUUCGCUGUUAACCUUUGUAUCCGUAUUUUGGCAACAUAUAUCGAGUUCGGCGAGCGUUACGAUGCAUGAGGAGCUCUAUUAUGGGGUCGUCAAUUCGAGCACCGGAGUUGUUGCUAUGGUAUUUGGAUGGGGAGGGGUUCUUACUUCGUUUCUUGUUGUGAUUGGGUUGAUUCUCAUGAUUUUGAGUAUAUCGAUUUUACAAAAACUUAGCGAUGACUGAUUUGAUUUUAUCGCUCAUUUAUGCUGCUUCUUUUCGCUCCUACAAACUUGGAAUUAUACAGGCCUUUUAGGAAAGUGUGUUGGAGCUAAGGGAGGCCAUCUACUUUGGGAAAUGUUAGGCCAUGUUGAGUCUAUAAGAAUGUGAUCGGAAGUUACGCAUGGAAUUCUUCUGCUCUAUUCACUUUGAUCUGGAUUGUUCUAGCACUAAUAUUAAGAAUAAUCGGAAUUGGAAUCGCUCACGAAUGAUGUGAUGGAGAAUAAGGUUCGGUAUAUCCAGCGAACUGCAAGACCCAGUAUAGUCAAUAUAACAAGAAAUGUCGUCACAGCUGCCUUCAUUCCUG